UGGCAUAAAUUUUGAAAGUAACUUUUGAUGUAGAACAAUAAUAAAAGCAAUAAAAUAAUUUGAAUGGAAUGGAACUGUCGUCGGUGUUGUAUCGAAAGAUGCCCGAUAUAGAAGAAAAGACAUUAAAAUGUUAUUUUUGUAUAAUAAAAGGAGCAACUAGAAAUAUUAUAAUUAAACUAAUAUAAAUGUCGUAAUAAAACAAUGAUUCAUUUUUACUGCUCACGUGUUUCCAAACAAUGACAAAACUUUAAGUAUUACAAUAGUAGUUAGAAAUUUUUCAUGGAGCAAAAUAACAGGAAUGUUGUGUCAAAUAACAAAUACAAGAUCCAUGGGAUUAGGAAACCGAAAUUUUCGCUGCAUGGCGGCAGUGUGGAAACAAAGCGACAUAGUCCAUCAUCGCAAGUUAUCGAUAUACCCCUAGAUUGCAGAACGUGCUCGAGUCAUAGACGCGCUCUGCAAGAGCAUAACAAUGAAAAAUGUGAUGAGUCAUGUGAAACGAAUAAAGUAAAGGCUGUUGCUAAUGAAGUGUUCAAUGAUUUUUGUCAUACGACAUCAAUUCAUGGCAUGAAAUUUCUAACCGGCCAGUCACACUGGCUCGAAAGAACAAUAUGGAUAGCAAUUUAUGCGUUUGCUUUAUGGUUUUGCGGUAGUCUCGUGUGGGAACGGUAUAUACGGUGGGAACGGAAUCCUGUGAUCAUUAGUUUCGAUAAACGUUUCGAAUCUAUCUCUGAAGUCCCGUUUCCCGCUGUCACCAUCUGUCCGGACCAAAAGUCAAUUAAAAAAGUUUUCAACUACACAAAAGUGCUCAACGAAAUAAAGCGACGACACAGCAGCGCCGAGACAAACGUAACACUCGAUCUUGAUUACAAGUUGACAGACUUUGAUAGAGAAACUUUCCAACUGCUUGCACAAAUGUGUCUUCCCAAAGGUGCUGACGUAUCAGAGUUUGUCGAUACAUACGACGCAUAUGCCAGCAACAAAACAAGUAUGGACCGAGAAAGAGUUUUAUCAAUACUGGACACAAUCACACCGACACUCGAGGACGUUUGUUACAGUCAUGAUUGGGCUUUCUCCAAAACAUCGAAGAAAUGUGGAAGGGAUUUUGGCAAAAUAUUAACGGAAGACGGUCUCUGCUACACAUAUAACUUACUGGAUAAAAGUGAGCUAUUUCUCAAUAAAACAGUUCAUGGGUAUCGCAGUAGCGGACGACUUAGCUCGAAUUGGACCAAGACAGCGGGAUAUACAAAAAAUAUUACAAUAAAUACGUAUCCGAAGAGGGUAUAUUCGACACGAGAAAAGCUCGCAUUAACUCUCAAACUGAAUACGAUGAAUAUGGACAACUUGUUUCCGCAGCAAGGACGAGGAUUCAAGAUAUAUUUGCACGCACCGACAGAAUUUCCCUGGAGCACGAAGCAAUAUUUUAAAGUGUCUACCGGGCAGAGUGUUACGCUAACCGUAACUCCCCAGUUGAUACGAACAUCCAGUUUCUUACGUGACUACCCGCCUACGAAGCGCGAGUGUUACUUCAAUCAUGAAAAUCCACUUAAAUAUUUCCAAGUUUACACCAAAGAGAAUUGUGAAUUGGAAUGUUUAGCGGAUUAUUCAAAGCUGUUAUGUGAUUGCGUUCCAUUUUGGAUGCCAAGAGGUGUCGGUGCCAGAAUUUGCGGCCUAGAGAAUUUCGAAUGCUACACGCAAGCGAUAUACAAACAUUUGUCCGGAGCACUUGAUACGGGAAACGAAGAGGACUACAUUGAGCCGCCAGUGAUGGGUAAUAAACCGAAAAAUUCCUCCGAAGCUUCGAAUACAACAAGCGCCAACGAAACUGUGCGAACACUCAUUCAAGAGCGACGUUAUCCAUUUUAUUUGUACAAAUACCGGCAGUGGCAGGAGAGACAAAAUAAGAAUGAUUCAGGGAAUUCCGAUGCGGAUGGCAGCAAAGACGAGUACGAUAGUAAAUAUGAUCAUCUUGCAUUCAACUACAAGUGUAAAUGUUUACCGGCAUGUAAUUCAAUCAAUUACAUGGCCGAUUAUCGUACAAGUUCCUUUUAUUUGGAGAGUGUAGGAUUGGAUUAUAAUACACUUCCACUCGGAUAUCACUUCAUGCGAGUGGAAAUUCAAUUUCGUGAAUCGCAGUUUGUACCUAUGAGACGAUCUGAGUUAUAUGGCUUGUACGACUUUGUCUCUAAUUUUGGCGGGCUCUUUGGACUGUUUCUCGGCAUGUCGCUGAUGAGCAUUUUUGAAGUCAUAUACUUUGCUACAAUCCGACUAAUUGCGUCUUGCAGAUCCAGAUUCAAAAGUGAAAAGCAGGAAAAACUGAGAAAACGAGAAAUUCCAACGAUUGAUAAAUAAAAACCUAAGUCGUCUAAUUUAUUUGAUUGCGUUAGAAUAAUAUUCAAAAAUCCUCCUAUUCUUAGUUUUUAAA
This is a messenger RNA of Culicoides brevitarsis, 2422 nucleotides long. Its product is annotated as pickpocket protein 28-like. Gene Ontology annotation, cellular component: plasma membrane. Lineage: Eukaryota; Metazoa; Arthropoda; Insecta; Diptera; Ceratopogonidae. The transcript has 7 exons. The record is from RefSeq and is a predicted model, not a curated record. Bases 280 to 2349 code for a protein of 689 amino acids. Gene Ontology annotation, biological process: sodium ion transmembrane transport. Gene Ontology annotation, molecular function: ligand-gated sodium channel activity.